UUCACAGUGCUGCUACACAACAACAAAUUCGGUGUCCGUAAAAUCCCUAAAAACUAGCGCAUAUUAAUUGCAUAUUUGCUAAAUAAUCAAGUGAUUUGUUCCUAUGUAGCAGGAAAAUACGAAAUUAAGUUUGAAAUGGCUUUACAAUCCACGAACAGUGGUCAGAAAAUGCUAGUAGAAAUAACUACGGAUGGCGUGCCCAAGCUCCACUGUCCCGUUUGCAACAAGGCGCUCAUCUCCCUGGCCGGAUAUGUUAAGCAUGUGAAAAAACAUGAUCCGCCGGGCGGCUUCCAGUGUCGCCAUUGCGAUGCCCACUUCUGCCAUGAGGAGGAACUGAAACAACAUGUGCAAACUAAACACGGUGCACUCACCUGCCGCCUGUGCGAGGGAGAUGAAGUUGUAUUUCAAAGCAAGGCGGAAUACGACGCACACGUCGAGGAGGCGCAUCAGGAUCGCAAGUUCAAUGUCAAUUUGAACAUCAGUGAGAAGCCCUUCAAGUGUGAGAUCUGCGGCAAGGACUUUGCAGAUCGUGAGAGUUGCUUGACACAUCAUUCCGAGCACCUGAGUGCGCUGCCCGUGGAGUGUAAAUGCUGUGCCAUGCGCUUCACCUGUCACUCCAGUUUGACCAAGCAUCAGCGCAAGCGUCCGGACACUUGCGGCAUGUCGGAACAACGCUCAAAUCGCAAACGCACGACUGCUCAGGAGCAGCCCUCAGUUGCAGGUCCGGCUGCGGAGAAGACCGUCAAGAAAAAGCGAGGCAGGCCAAGGAAAUGCAGCAAACCCGUGGCUGCUUCUUCGGAGGAUAGCGAGGAUGAUAUGCCAUUGGCAAGCAGAAUAAAAGUGCCAGCUGCUCCGCCGAUGAAACAGGAGGUCAUCAGCAGCCAGGAACUAAGCGACUCGGCCGAGGAGUAUCCUGACUUUGAGCCUAACAACAGUGACGAGGAAGAUGCCAUGCAAUUCAAGCUACCCACGCCGGCCAUGGUCAAAGUGGAGGCCAUAGACCCGGACUUUGAGUAUCAGGAUGCCAGUCUGUAUGUCAAGGAGGAGGGAACUGGCAUCGACAUCUACAGCAAUGAAAAGGACAAGCUCUUGGAUGUGCUGCUCAGCACGGACGAGAGGGUGAAGCCAUUUGAGAACCUUAAGGUGGAACAUGGAACGGGCAUACUGGAUGAGAUUGCUGCGGUGCCGAUGAUCAAGCCGAGUGGAGCCGAACAAAUGGAGGAGGAUGUGCUGGCACUAAGGGAAACGGAACCAGACAGUGACGACGAUGAUGACAUCGAUUCUCGUAAAUCACGCACAAAAUCCAAUGUCAAGCGCAAAUAUCAAAAACGCAGAGCAUCUGCUUCGCCUCCGCCGGCGUCGGCACCGCAACGGGUGUCUAAGAUAUCCAAGAAGGAGCUAAAGGAGCGUCUGAAAAUGCUGAAUAAAAUGGAAAAGUCCUGGAAGUGUCCGCACUGCGUGAAAAUCUAUCACAUACGCAAACCAUAUGAGAAACAUUUGCGUGACGAUCACAAGCUCAACGUGCAAGAGAUUAGUGAACUUUUCAAGGAUGUAGAUGGGCAUGCAAAGUUGGACGAAGAAGUCUUCAAGUGUAAAAUUUGCAGCAAAAUCUAUUUAGUUGAAAAGCGACUGGAAACGCACAUGAAAGUGCACGGCAAGGAUGGCAGCUUAAUAUUCAAGUGUCCUUGCCAUUGCAAUCUGUUCUUUGCCAGCAAAGAACUGGCUACCCAACAUGCCCAUCAACAGCACAAGGAACUGCUGUACUGUGAAAAGUGCGACAAGUAUAUGACUGGCCACGACAGCCUCAAGAAUCACGAAAAGAACCAUCAUGCCAAGAAGGAGCCUCGCAAUUUGACACGCAAUCUGAUCUGCGAUAAGUGUGGCAAGAAGUUCAGCGGUCGCACUUCUCUCUCGGAUCACGUGCGCUCCGAAUGCGGACGGAUGCCGCUCUAUGAAUGCACCGUCUGUCGCAAGCGGCUGUCCACGGCGGGUAUUUUGAAGACACACAUGCUGCUGCAUCAGUCGGAGACGCCCUAUCAGUGCGACAAGUGCGGCAAGACGUUCAAGGUGAAGGCACAGUACAAGUCGCAUCUAAAGACACGACACACCGACUAUAAGCCCUACAAGUGCCAUCUCUGUCCCAAGGAGUAUCCGUAUCGUGAGAGUCUGUUGACCCACAUGACUGUACACACGGGCAUCAAGCGUUUCCUCUGCAACAACUGCGGCAAACGCUUCACUUGCAUCUCGAACUUGCAGGCGCAUCGUAAGGUGCACGCAGAUACUUGUGGCCAGUUGCCACUGAAUGCCAAGGCCACGCAGUACAUGGGCGUGCAACGGGGUAAACUGCUGAUGGGCGCCAAGCCCGAGGCGGGCAUGGAAUACGAGGAGACGAAAACGCUGAUUGCUCAGGAUGUCAUUGAUCGGGAUAUGCCGAUGGCACAGGAGCUCAACUUUCCAUCCGAUGGUAUCGCACCACUGGCCACGGUGCCCCUCAACUAUGACUCGUCGCAUCUGGUGCCGCACAUUGUGCUGCAGACCAUGCAGGCAGAGGCACGACACCAGGAUUAGUUAAGGUUCCCAUUAGCUUGUAGUCCACUUAAACAAUAAAGACGCUUUUGUAUAUUUA
This is a messenger RNA of Drosophila innubila, 2626 nucleotides long. RefSeq names its product gastrula zinc finger protein xFG20-1 (gene zf30C). Gene Ontology annotation, biological process: regulation of transcription by RNA polymerase II. The record is from RefSeq and is a predicted model, not a curated record. The coding region runs from base 136 to 2568 and encodes 810 amino acids. Gene Ontology annotation, cellular component: nucleus. Lineage: Eukaryota; Metazoa; Arthropoda; Insecta; Diptera; Drosophilidae. The transcript is spliced from 5 exons. Gene Ontology annotation, molecular function: DNA-binding transcription factor activity, RNA polymerase II-specific; RNA polymerase II transcription regulatory region sequence-specific DNA binding.